Ilex paraguariensis (yerba mate) is the source of this 1179-nucleotide messenger RNA. NCBI's taxonomy places the organism in Eukaryota, Viridiplantae, Streptophyta, Magnoliopsida, Aquifoliales, Aquifoliaceae. The record is from the annotation of a GenBank genome assembly.
AUGGCUGACCCUAAAUGGAGACGAUCAUUCAUUUAUCGAUUCAUUCCCACUGCAAUUUUGAUUUCUGCUGCUUUCUUCAUAGGGAGUGCAUUCAUUGUUCUAGAUUAUAAACAGAAGUAUUCAAGAUUGCGAGUUGUUGAUGCUGUGGAGAUGACAAAACCUAAUAUUUGUGAGAAUCAGUGCAGACCUGAUGGGAGUGAGAUUUUGCCUAGCGGAAUUGUUUCUAGAACUUCUGACUUGGAGAUGCGGCCAUUAUGGGGCCCACGAAACAAAAAGAAAUCAAAGUCACCAAUGAACUUGUUGGCAAUGGCAGUUGGAAUAAAGCAAAAGAACAACGUGAAUAAAACUGUCAUGAAGUUUCCGGCAAAUGAUUUUGUCAUUAUGCUUUUCCAUUAUGAUGGUAUGGUGGAUGAUUGGAGGGAUUUUGAAUGGAGUAGUCGUGCCAUACACGUCUCCGCUGUUCAUCAAACUAAAUGGUGGUUCGCCAAGCGGUUCCUGCAUCCAGAUGUUGUGUCAGAGUAUGCUUACAUUUUCCUUUGGGAUGAAGACCUUGGGGUUGAAAAUUUCAAUGUUGCACGAUAUUUGGCAAUAAUUAAAGAAGAAGGGCUUCAGAUAUCACAGCCAGCGCUUGAUCCUCGUAAAUCGAAGGUGCAUCACAGACUUACAGCACGACAAAAGGGUUCAAAAGUUCACAGAAGGAUUAUUAAUUCAAGUGUUGCUAGGAAGGGGUGUAAUGCAAACAGUACACAGCCUCCAUGCACUGGGUGGGUGGAAAUGAUGGCUCCUGUUUUCUCCAAGGCAUCCUGGCGUUGUGCAUGGUAUAUGAUUCAGAAUGAUCUAGUUCACGCAUGGGGAUUGGACUUCCAGCUUGGUUACUGUGCACAGGGUAACCGAACUCAAAAUAUAGGAAUAGUUGACUCUGAGUUCUUGGUUCACCAGGGUCUUCCUACACUUGGGGGUUCAGCUGUAAACCAGAAAAAUACUGAAGCAAUCAGCGAAGCUUCUCAAAAUGGAAACUUGCCAAACGGAGGAGCAAUGGCACCAUCUGUGUCUCAUCAACCCAAUACAAGAGAUAAGGUGAUAAAGGAGUCCUAUAUUGAGCUAGAAAGAUUUAAAAACAGAUGGAGAAAAGCGGUUAGAGAAGAUAAAUGUUGGGCUGAACGCAUCAGCAACCAUUGA